GGGAGGGUGGGACGUCUAAUGUAAACCCAGCCCAGUGAUUAGCUGGGCGCUGAUUAGGUUACGAUAUUGCCCAGGUACAAGGCCAGGAUCUUCGGGACCUGUCUUCAUUUGGAGUUCAGCUACCAAAAGGAAACCUUCCUCUGGGUCCUGCAGUAUUUGGCCUGAAAUUGGGAAUUUGGAAGUUGCUGCUCCAGGGCGCUCCCUGCGGAGCUCCGCGGCCCGCCUCUCCGCCCGGCCUUUCCCGGCGUCCCCACGCGGGGCGCAACCGCCAGAAAGGAACGCAGGUCGCACCGUCAGCGCCCAGAGCAGCGCCAGUUUCCGGGCCUGGGCUGCUCUCGGAGCCAUGAGCUGCGGCCGCCCCCCUCCCGACGUGGACGGCAUGAUCACCCUCAAGGUGGACAACCUGACCUACCGCACCUCUCCCGACAGCUUGAGGCGCGUGUUCGAGAAGUACGGGCGCGUGGGCGACGUGUACAUCCCGCGGGAGCCCCACACCAAGGCGCCCCGGGGCUUCGCCUUCGUCCGCUUUCACGACCGGCGCGACGCCCAAGACGCCGAAGCCGCCAUGGACGGGGCGGAGCUGGACGGACGCGAGCUGCGGGUGCAGGUGGCGCGCUAUGGCCGCCGGGACCUGCCCCGCAGCCGCCAGGGAGAGCCACGCGGCAGGUCCGGAGGCGGCGGCUACGGACGGCGGAGCCGCAGCUACGGGCGGCGGAGCCGCAGCCCCAGGCGGCGACACCGCAGCCGAUCCCGGGGUCCCAGCUGCUCCAGGUCCCGCAGCCGAUCUCGCUACAGGGGUUCUCGCUAUAGCCGGUCUCCCUACAGCCGAUCUCCUCACAGCCGGUCGCACCACAGCCGCUCUCCCUACAGCCGAUCUCGCUACAGGGAAUCUCGCUACGGCGGAUCUCACUACAGCUCAUCUGGUUACAGUAACUCUCGCUACAGCCGAUAUCACAGCAGCCGGUCUCACUCGAAGUCUGGAUCCUCCACUAGCUCUCGCUCUGCAUCAACCUCCAAAUCGAGCUCUGCGCGACGAUCCAAGUCCUCCUCGGUCUCCAGGUCUCGCUCACGGUCCAGGUCUUCAUCUGUGACCGGGAGUCCUCCCCGGGUAUCCAAGAGGAAAUCCAAGUCCAGGUCGCGAUCCAAGAGGCCCCCCAAGUCUGCUGAAGAGGAAGGACAGAUGUCCUCUUAAGAAAAUGAUGCAUCAGGAAGCAACGUGAUGGAGGACUUGGGGAAAAGGAUCACAUACUCAGUCUAUGGAAGCAAGGUCCCUGGAAGAAGAGGCUGCCUAUUGAAAAGGCCCGGCUGCGUAGCAGUUGAGUGAUGCUGGUUAGCUAUUAAGGUGGCCUGUUGCAGUGCAGAGUGCUGAGCUGCUUCCUGUUUUCUUCUGAUUGCUCCUGGGGAAAACACGCCUUGUCCUGAAGAACAAAUGGCUGUCCAGUUUAUUAAAAUGCCUGUCAACUGCACUUCCAGUCACCCAGGCCUUGCAGAUAAAUAAUGGAGCAUGCAGUGAGCACAUCUAGCUGAUGAUAAUCACACCUUUUCUCCCGUCUUUUCUGAAAAAUUGUAAAUCUGAUCAUAUCAACAUGUAUGAACUUAAAAUAUAGAGAAUGGUAUGGAAGAAAUAGUUUAUAAGUUUGUUAAGUACUUAUAACAUGGUGUAUCUUUUUUAUUAUUAAUUUUUUACGCUAACCAUUGUUUCUGCAGUUAAAAUUGUUUUCUUGGUGUUAUCUUCUCUCAAAAUAAAAUUAGAAACUUUUGGUGGAAAGUAGGUUGCUUUAUUUUCUGUAUGACUUUUGGAUAUUUGUACUUUUGAGAAAAUUAUUAGCACCAAGUGUUUCUCAAAAUAUAAUUUUUUAAAAAUCCUUAAUAGGCUUUUAGCUAUGUCCUUUAUUGUUUUAUCACAAUGCAGUUUAUUUGUAGUUUCUCUCUUUUCUCCUCAUAUCUAUGGUUUUUUUACUUCUAAAAUUAUUUUCAAAUAAUCCAUUUUUGGCUUUCAUCAUUAUCCCUACUAGAUGUUAUGUGUUCUUUUGCAAUUGUUUCUGCUUAUACCUUUACUAGCAAAGGGAAAAAUAACAAUUUGGUGUCAAUGAUCUAGUGACAAUAGGAUUACAUUGGAGCCAAUUGAAUAAAUUUAUUCUUUCAAUCAUAUAGAUCUUCAUUAAUAUUUUUGGCUGAAUUAUCAAUUAAAAAUAUUUCAUUCCCUUUGUGCAGAAACUGCUAAAUCCAGGAUUCAAUUCUUGAAUGAACUGGCAAGGUGGCUGUGGUCUGUAGAUAUACAUCCCACAUUUUGUUGUUAUAACAGUUAGUAGUUAAUAUUGCUUUCAUAUACAGGCACCAGAAUCUAAAUUUUACGAUAAUGACAUUUCUUCUGUUCAUGAGAAAUGUAAUAUUUUACAAAUAUAAAUCUACGUAGAAUCCAAAGACACACACACAGCAGUCUUUCUGAGAAAUAAAAAAUCAGGACACCCAUGGCAUCGUAGUAGCCACUCACGUCCAGCAGGUGGCGAAGGGAGGUGAGCUAUAUUUAUUAAAUGGGACCGAGUGGGACGGGGACGGGGCAGCCCUAAGGGUAGGGGAGCACUGUCAAUUUCUGGGGGUGGAAUGAGACCCAGGCAUAGCUGGAGUUUGAAGCUUUGAAGCAAAAAUAUCUGUAGAACAUCUUAAACAUGUGACCAAAAUAUGAUAUUAAAAUCAGCAGCUCUUUAUACAUUAAAAACUUUGAAACCUGUGGCCAGGCAUGGUGGCUGGCGCCUGUAAUCCCAGCACUUUGGGAGGCCAAGGCACAUGGAUCACCUGAGGUCAGGAGUUCAAGACCAGCCUGACCAACAUGGUGAAACCCCGUCUCUACUAAAAAUACAAAAAUUAGCCAGGCGUGGUGGCGCAUGCCUACAAUCCCAGCUGCUCGGAGGCUGAGGCAGGAUAAUCGCUUGGAACUGGGAGGCAGAGGUUGUGGUGAGCCAAGAUCACGCCAUUGCACUCCAGCCGGGGCAACAAGAGCAAAACUCCAUCUCAAAAAAAAAAAAGAGAGAAAAAAAGGAAAACAAACAAACAACAACUUUGAAACAUAGGAACAAUUUUGGACCUGCUGGAGCAGAAAUGUGUAGUUGUCAUUGAAGGUGUGAAAAUACCCUACCUCUACACAUGGAAGACCUGACACACAGAGGACAUGAACCCAUGAAGAAGAGUGAUGUGACAUGGUUUACAUUUUAUUAGUACCAUGAUCUAACCAACUGAGCUAACUGGCCACACCAUUUUAUCCUUUAUAAUGAUCACUAUGAGGGCUGAGUGCAGAAUGGAGUGUAUGUGGUCAAGAGUGGAAGCUGUGAGGCUAUUGCAGUAAUCCAGAAAGAAAGGUGACGAUUGCUUAGACUUUGGUGGUAGUGCUGGAAAUGGACAUAAAUAGACAUAUUCAGGAAAUAUGUUGAUCUUAGAUCUAAUAAGACACGUAAUAGAUUAGAAGUAGGGAAAUUAAUGAAAAAGCAGAAUUAAGGAUGACUUCUCACUGGCUUAAAAUGCUAAAUGGAUGAGGGUGCUGUUUAGUGAGUUGGGGAAGACUGGGGGUGGUGAUGGGUGUAGAAAUUGAGAAAGGAAAAUCAAGAAUUUCCAGAACUUUCAGAGCAAUGUUAAAUACUUUCCUUGAUAGUGGGUCAGUCAUCAUUUAUAAGUGCAUUUCUAAAAAUAUUGCUUAAUUUUGUUUUUGAGUUUUGUAUAAGUGGAAUUUUGUGUGUACUGAUUAUUUUGCUCAAUAUUAUGUCUUUAAGAUUCUCUGUAUUGUUGCAUGUGGCUGAGUUUAUUUUUGAUGCUGUGUAGUGUUUUACUAAUGAAUAAAUCAUAAUUCAGUUUUUACUGUUCUAUUGAUGGACAUCUGGGUUGUUUCCCAUUUUAGUUAUUCUGAAUAAGGAAGCAAUGAAUAUUUUUAUACAUAUAACCUGAUGUACAUGUGUAUAUACAUUUCAGGUAUCAAUCCCAAAAGUGCAUUUGCUGGGUUAUAGAUCAAGUACAUAUUCAAUUUUGUUAGAUAAUUUUCAACUAUUUUCCAAAGUAGUUCUGCCAAUAUAUACUAUUAUCAUCAGUUGAUGAGAAUUCCGCUUGCUCCACAUCCUCAUUAACACUUGUUAAUGUCAGACCUUUUAAUAUUUGCAAAUCUGAUGGGUAUAUAGUGGUGUUUCAUUUGGUUUUAAUUUUCUUUACCCUGAUUACCAAAAAGUUGUACCUUUUUAUUUGUUUUUUAGCCACUUGGAUAUCCUCCUUUGUGAAAAUGCCUUUUCAAUAAUUUGUCCACCUUCCUAUUGGGUCACCUGUCUUUUCUUAACAAUUUAAAGGUAUUUUCUAUGUAUCUGGUUCUUAUUUGUCUUUAUGUCCUAUAAAUACAUUUUCCCAUUC
This is a messenger RNA of Nomascus leucogenys (northern white-cheeked gibbon), 4386 nucleotides long. It is a transcript of the gene SRSF8, whose product is annotated as serine and arginine rich splicing factor 8. The record is from RefSeq and is a predicted model, not a curated record. Lineage: Eukaryota; Metazoa; Chordata; Mammalia; Primates; Hylobatidae. Gene Ontology annotation, molecular function: RNA binding.